This is a messenger RNA of Sorghum bicolor (sorghum), 1267 nucleotides long. RefSeq lists its product as uncharacterized. The record is from RefSeq and is a predicted model, not a curated record. The coding region runs from base 191 to 937 and encodes 248 amino acids. Lineage: Eukaryota; Viridiplantae; Streptophyta; Magnoliopsida; Poales; Poaceae. The transcript has 5 exons.
CCCGGACUUCAGAAGUUGCAGUUCACCCCCUGCUUUUUCUUCUGCCUUGCAAAUUGCACCGCGGGCGCUCUCCCUGUCUCCCUCUCGCGUGCGGCAGCCAGUCAAACCGCCGGCGCCCCCAGGCCUUCGUCGGUCCUUCGGGAGGUCAUCGGUGCGUCCUUCGUCGGGGAAUAGCACCCGCACCCACCAGAUGGCCGCGCAAAACGAUCCUGCUGCUUCUCCGAUGGUGUACCCUGUCUACCUUACCGGGGCAUUCCCCCAGCAAGCCGGGGAUGAUCAGGCUCAAGGUCCAGGGAUAUAUGCCAUACAACAGAACCAAUUAGCGGCGGCGAUGGGAAUGGGGUGCUUUGCUCCAACCACACUCAUUCCUCUCACUUACAAGAUCCCAACGGAAAGUGUCGGUGGUCCUGCUGGUGAAGAGAAUGUACAGGAUGCUAGGCAGCAAAAUGGACCUCAAAGACAAGUUGUUGUGAGGAGGUUUCACUUUGCUUUUCAGCUUGACUUGGCCCUGAUCAUCAAACUAGCCGCAGUGGUGUUUCUCUUUAGUCAGGAAGGCUCGAAACAAAGGCUGUUUCUUCUCAUACUGUUUGCCUCAUUGAUUUACUUAUAUCAAACUGGAGCUAUUACACCUUUUGUAAGAUGGCUUCAGCGGGCGGGAGGUGCAGCUGCUCGUCCACCACAGGCUCCUGCUCGGGCCGAGAACCGUGCUCCUCUGCCUGCCCAGAAUGAUGGCAAUGAGCAGCCCAAUGGGCCUGCAAACCCUGACCAAGCUGCUGAGAAUCAUGAACAAGAUGCUGCAGCUGGUAACGAGAAUCCGCAAGAGGCAGAGGUAGAAGGAAAUCAGCGCAAUUGGCUUGGAGGUGUCUUGAAAGAGGUCCAGCUGGUUGUUGUAGGGUUUGUUGCAUCGCUUCUUCCUGGUUUUCAGCACAAUGACUAGGCCUCUUCUUGUCACUGUGGAAAGCAGUGAUAUAGUUAUGGUGAUAUAGGGGAAAUAAUUAUAUGAAGCAGCCGAAAGAUUUCCGUUUAUGCAACUGAAUGCAUCUUUGUUGUUAAUAUUGUUUUGUUUCAUGUUCAAAGACUUCUUGAACCAAUCCCGUCCUGCUUCCAGCAAUACUUGCAGCUCAUAUGUAAAGAGUAGCUGACACCUAAUCAAAUGAACUAUGAUUUGCGUCGCAGAACUAUGGGAUGCUUUGCACCUGAAUACAGUAUCAGUCCCUGUUGUAAAAUGUCUGAAACAUGAAGGAUGAGAGAGUUUUUCAGUACUGAA